Messenger RNA from Strongylocentrotus purpuratus (purple sea urchin), 8857 nucleotides. Its product is annotated as E3 SUMO-protein ligase RanBP2. The coding region runs from base 296 to 7336 and encodes 2346 amino acids. Gene Ontology annotation, biological process: intracellular transport. The transcript has 29 exons. NCBI's taxonomy places the organism in Eukaryota, Metazoa, Echinodermata, Echinoidea, Camarodonta, Strongylocentrotidae. The record is from RefSeq and is a predicted model, not a curated record. Gene Ontology annotation, cellular component: cytoplasm; nuclear pore. Gene Ontology annotation, molecular function: GTPase activator activity.
ACGUUAUUAAUUCCUGCCUAAAUUCGUCACUUGGAAAGUCCGGGGGAAAGUCACAAUCGCGUCAAUUUAUAGAACCCACCAACAAUCAGAAGCAAACCAAACAACAACUACGAUGGCGACGAGUAUCAGUGACUGCAUGAAAGAAUGUUGUGAUUUGACGAAGAUUUCAACCAAGAAGUGUCAGCGGUUAAACGGUUUGAGCUAUACAUGCCCGCAAGAAGCUCCCGGGAGAUGACGCUGCCGUUUCUGGUGUCCAGUUUGUGAUUAUCAAGCAGACGUACAUCCCAAUGAGCCGAUGUUUACACAUGUGCACAAGCCAAUGGAGGAUAGCAACGUUGCUGAGUUGCUGGAGGAGGGCGCUGUAGUGAUCGCACAAUCCCUCUUCGAGAAAGGUCAACACCUUGUGGCGCUAUCAUACUUGGCCAGAGCAAAAACACCAAACGCUCUCUUCGCGAAAGCAAUGAUGCUCCAUGUGUUGGCAUCUAUGGAGACAGAGGGUAAGCCACUUGAUGAGAUCACAGUAGACACACUGAAGAAGCAAGGAGAUUUCUUGGACCAGUCCAAACACACUCUCUUCCUUACAAUGGAGAGCAUAGCUAGGGAACAAACGAAUCCGCUCCAUGAGAUAAUCCAGACUCUCCUGGAGGAGAUCGAGGCGGAGCAAGCCUCUAUCCUGGAGCAGAUAUCUGCCCUAGAGGCCAACAACAACCCAGACAUCUCCAACCUUUCUUCCAUCAGACACAGCUCCAUCAUUGUAGAGAGCACCAGUAGCUCCCGCCGUAACAGGCCCUUAAAUGGCUACAAAUGGCUAUUCAGGGAUGUGAUGCAGAUAGAGAACAGGACCCUGUCACAGUCUCAGCACCCUGAACAACUGUGUCCUGUCCCGAGCCGUUGUUAUCUGGCAGCCCUGAAACUGUCUCACUCACAUCUCCUUGAGCAGAAUCAAAGACUGAUAAAGAGAGAAGAUAAGAUCAUUGAAUCAAACGCUGAACUCAAGAAAUCUUACGCUGAGCUCACGGAACAAGUCCUUCAACUCACCAAAGACCUUCAAGAGAUCAAGCUUCAAAAAGCCGAAGCUCACAACCAGGCCCCCACUGCAUCGACCCCCACUGCACCAGCCCCUUCCAUACCAGCUCGUGCCAAACCAGCCAGCCAUAGUGUGCCUGGGACACCAUCGCCAGCCCCCCAAGCCACUUCAUCCCCUCAGCUGCCCCAGCAAGCUCCCCAGCAAGCACCCCAGCAACCCCCUCAGCAGCCUCAGCACCCGCUGGCUUCCAGACAAAGUUCUCCAUCCCCCUCGGCUGCAGCCAGACCUACCCCUGCAGCCCCCGCCCAGGUACCCAACAGGGGUUUCGUCAGCACCCCUGAGAGGGGCAUCGAAAACGUGACUCCACCCGUGGUGGCCACACCGGGACUGAGCCCCUUUGCAGGGACACCAACCAAACCACUGGGCACAGGAGGAGAACCAAGCAAAGCGAGCCUCCAGCCACUGGGGAUUGCCAAUCAGAAUAUGACUGACAGACAGAGGCUGACUAUGAUGGCAGUUGCUGCUGCUACGGGAGGGGGUUCCCCUUCCCCUGCGUCACUUCAUACUUCUGCACCACCUCAGCCAAAGACACAGUUCACAGGAUUUGCUCCCAGCCCCGCUUCUGCCACCUCAAAACCAAGUCCAGGCGUCGGCGGCUUCUCAUUCUCUACUUCUGCACCACCUCAGCCAAAGACACAGUUCACAGGAUUUGCUCCCAGCCCCGCUUCUGCCACCUCAAAACCAAGUCCAGCCGUCGGCGGCUUCUCAUUCUCUACUUCUGCACCACCUCAGCCAAAGACACAGUUCACAGGAUUUGCUCCCAGCCCCGCUUCUGCCACCUCAAAACCAAGUCCAGCCGUCGGCGGCUUCUCAUUCUCUACUUCUGCACCACCUCAGCCAAAGACACAGUUCACAGGAUUUGCUCCCAGCCCCGCUUCUGCCACCUCAAAACCAAGUCCAGCCGUCGGCGGCUUCUCAUUCUCUACUUCUGCACCACCUCAGCCAAAGACACAGUUCACAGGAUUUGCUCCCAGCCCCGCUUCUGCCACCUCAAAACCAAGUCCAGGCGUCGGCGGCUUCUCAUUCUCUACUUCUGCACCACCUCAGCCAAAGACACAGUUCACAGGAUUUGCUCCCAGCCCCGCUUCUGCCACCUCAAAACCAAGUCCAGCCUUCGGCAGCUUCUCAUUCUCUACUUCUGCACCACCUCAGCCAAAGACACAGUUCACAGGAUUUACUCCAUGCCCUGCUUCUGCCACCUCCAAACCAAGUCCAGCCUUCGGCAGUUUCUCCUUCUCGCCAAGCACUGUCAAACCGCUGCCCUCUUCAGCCAAGCCAGCCACCACUUGUUCUGCUGCAUCCCCAUUCAAUGGCUUCUCCACAUCUGCUCCUUCAACAGCGGGUGUCUUCAAGCCUGCAGCACCUUCAAAGGCCACUCUCCAGCCUGCAGCAGCUCAGCCAAAGAUACAGUUCACCGGAUUUACUCCCAUCCCCGCUUCCGCCGCCUCAAAACCAAGUCCAGCCUUCGGCAGCUUCUCCUUCUCGCCAAGCACUGUCAAACCAGCGCCCUAUAUAGCCCAGCCAGCAACCACUUCCUCCUCUGCAUACCCAUUCACUGGCUUCUCCUUCGGCAUGUCCACCACCAUGUCUGCUCCGUCAACAUCCACCUUAUCAACAGCGGGUGUCUUCAAGCCUGCCGGGCCUUCAAAGGCCACUCUCCAGCCUGCAGCUGCAGCAGGGGGAUCACCAGUGGUCUUUGGCAAGCCUAACCCUAGCCAAGAGGCGGCAAGGUCUGCGUCACCGGUGUAUCCAGGGUUCUUUUCCUCUCCGAAGGGAUUUGCCGGAACUCCUCCUCAGGGUGAUCAGACGGUACCACCGUCAAGGAAGCUGGGACAGAGUCCUCUGGUCAAGGCGGCUGCAUCGCCCAAAGUAGCAGACACACCCAAGUCUGUAUCCUUCAAGUCAGAGGGUGAAGACAAUGAUGUAAUCUUCGUCUCCAUGACCCAGCCAACUCCUGGGCAGCGUGCUAGAGCUGAGAAACUCAAGCUCCCUGGUGGUUUCUAUCUUUACGAGAAUGCCCCUCCCUGCAAGGGAUGUAUUGGAUGUAUCGAGGACCUCGAUUUAGAUUCGCUUUUCCAGAAAGGUGGAGAUGGAAAGGCAUCAGCACCGGCAGUCAGACCCAAAGACAAUGAUGUAAUCUUCGUCUCCAUGACCCAGCCAACUCCUGGGCAGCGUGCUAGAGCUGAGAAACUCAAGCUCCCUGGUGGUUUCUAUCUUUACGAGAAUGCCCCUCCCUGCAAGGGAUGUAUUGGAUGUAUUGAGGACCUCGAUUUAGAUUCGCUUUUCCAGAAAGGUGGAGAUGGAAGGGCAUCAGCACCGGCAGUCAGUCUUGCACUCAGGGGAAGCAUGUUUGGAGGUGGUGACAUAGAAGGAGCAAUGUCAUUUGCAACUUUAGCAGCCCACCAAAGAGACGGAUUUGAACAGCCUUUUGGCAAAAAGGCAUCUGACAAACCAUUCGCCUUUGCCCACGCCGGGGCCCCUGUCUUCGGAGGCAGUGGUGUUUCCCACGGCGGCAACGACGACUCGUAUGGCGGCGGCGGGGAGUACAAUCCCCACUACGAGCCCAUCGUGUCCCUCCCCGACAUAGGCAGCAUCAGCAGCGGGGAGGAGGAUGAAGACGAGAUGUUCCGCCACCGGGCCAAGCUCUAUCGCUAUGAUCGCGACAACAAGGCGUGGAAGGAGCGCGGCGUCGGGGACAUCAAGGUCUUGAGGAACCCCAAGACUGGCAAUGCUCGCAUUCUCAUGAGGAGGGAUCAGAUCUUAAAGCUUUGUGCCAACCACUGGAUCACAGCAGACAUGGUCCUCAAGCCGAUGAUGGCUUCGGAGACUGCAUGGAUCUGGUUCGCUGUGGACUUCUCAGAGGAGGAGGCCAAGACUGAGCAGCUGGCCGUCAAGUUCAAGCAUGUCGAAGAUGCCAAGCGCUUCAAAGAAUGUUUCCUUGAGGCUCAGGAACUACUAGGGGUCAAGGAAGAAAAGGAGGAGGAGGAAGAAGAAGAGGAGGUCUUCAGUAAGACCACAGAGAGCAAGUCCCUAAGAGCCUCGGAAGCUAACCCACAGCUUACAAGCCUUCUAAUGGGAAACAAUAAACUCUCAAUGGGGAAAGGGUCAUCCGCCAGUCAGAAAGCAAAGCUUGCCAAUAAACCUGGUUCAUGGGACUGCGAUGACUGUUAUUCUAACAAUGCAGCUGAGUCUCCUGCUUGCGUUGCCUGUACUGCACCCAAGCCAGGUGCCAAGGCAGUGCCUUCCUCUGGUGCUAAGGGUGCCACUGCGGGUGCUGGUCCUCUUAAGACAGGUUCUACAGUAGCAGCAAAGUUUGCCAAUAAGCCUGGGUCAUGGGACUGUGACGCCUGUUUCACUAACAAUAAAGUGGAGUCUAUUGCCUGCGUUGCAUGUACUACACUGAAGCUAGGUACAGAUCCCAAACCAUCUACCGGCGCUAGCGCGAGUACAGGUGCUGUCGGAGGUGCCUUUGCUUCUCCAUCGAGGUUAAAUUUCGGAUCCAAACCAAGCGGUGCAAGUACUGGAUUUUGUUUUGGAAGUCCUCCAACCGCCGGAAGCACCGCUGGUAGUUGUGUCGCCUUCAAGAUACCUGCUGGGUUCAGCUUGUCUAGAAGUUCUUCCACCUCGAAAGGUGCCACCCCGGACUCAAAAACCACUGAUGGUGCUGCACCGUCAAGUGUAGCAUUCAAGGUUCCUGCAGGAUUCAGCCUCUCAUCUCAGUCGACACCUUCAACCGGAUCCGUCUUUAGAGAAAAGAAGGACGACACCCAGAAGCCUAAGGAGAACGACGGUGCCACAAAGACACCUUCAACCGGCUUCACAUUUUGUGCAGCAGAUAGCAAUGAGGCAGCACCAUCAACUUCUACCGGUGCAACCACUCCAGGUGGUACCCUGGUCACAGACAAGUUCACCUUUGGCAAACACAUGCCUAAGUUCUCCUUUGGUAGCAAGGACAAAUCCAAGUCUAAUGCAGGGUUCGCCUUCGGUCAACCAGAUGCACCAGAUGCGGGUGAAACCAAGAAAGGGUACUCAUUCACUGACAGGUUCACCUUUGGUAAACACAUACCUCAGUUCUCCUUUGGUGGCAAGGACAAAUCCAAGGCUGAUUCAGGGUUCCCCAUCAUUUUUCCUUUAGCUGAACCAGAAGCAGGUGAAACAAAGGAAGGGUACCCAUUCUCGAGUGCCCUCAACUCCUCGAUCUCUGAUUCCGAAUCCAAAGCAGACGCCUCAUCAGCAUCCUCUACACCAAGCAAACCCGCUCUGACCCUCACCGACAUAGCCGAGUCUCAGGGUUCGUCCUUCACGUUCCGUAUAGACCUCAAUGCGGUGACUGCCAAGAGCCCCAUCAAGUCCCCCGGAGGAGCCAAGUCUCCAGGCGUGGGAAGGUCUCCGAAGACCUCCUUCUCCAGGGGAGGUAGGACACUGUCUGGAGGCUCCGUCGACGACGUGGAGCAAGUGGAAGAUGUUUACUUUAAGCCCAUCUUCCAGAUGCCAGAAGAUUAUGAAGUCAGGACGGGAGAGGAAGGAGAAGAAGUGAAGUUCAGUCACCGAGCCAAGUUGUACCGUUACGAUGGUGAUGCAAAGGCAUGGAAGGAGAGAGGUAUAGGAGACAUCAAGGUCCUCUACAACGCUCAAGACCUUGCGUAUAGGAUCAUUAUGAGGAGAGAACAGUCAUCAGCCAGUCUUGCAGCAAGGCUUGCUAAUAAACCUGGUUCAUGGGACUGCGAUGCCUGUUACUCUAACAAUGCAGCUGAGUCUCCUGCCUGUGUUGCAUGUACUGCACCCAAACCAGGCGCCAAGGCGGUGCCUUCCUCUGGUGCUAAGGGUGCCACUGCCGGUGCUCCUAAGGCAAGUUCUACACUUGCAGCAAAGUUUGCCAAUAAGCCUGGGUCAUGGGACUGUGACGCCUGUUACACUAACAAUAAAGUGGAGUCUUCUGCAUGCGCUGCAUGUACAGCACCAAAGCCAGGUACAGAUCCCAAACCAUCUACCGGCGCUGGUGCCAGUACAGGUGCCGUCGGUGGUGCCUUUGCUUCUCCAUCGGGUUUAACCUUCGGUGCUAAGCUGAGUGGUGCAAGUACCAGAUUCGGUUUUGGAAGUCCUCCAACCGCCGGAAGUACCGCUGGUAGUGGUGUCGCCUUCAAGGUACCUGCUGGGUUCAGCUUGUCUGGAAAUUCUUCUGCCCCGAAAGGUGCCACCCCUGACUCAACAACCACUGAUGGUGCUGCACCGUCAAGUGUAGCAUUCAAGGUUCCUGCAGGAUUCAGCCUCUCUUCUCAGCCGACACCUUCAACCACUGAUGGUGCUGCACCGUCAAGUGUAGCUUUCAAGGUUCCUGCAGGGUUCAGCCUCUCAUCUAAGUCGACACCUUCAACCGGAUCCGUCUUUGGAGAAAAGAAGGACGACACCCAGAAGCUGAAAGAGACUGGCGAUGCCACUAAGACACCUUCAACAGGCUUCACGUUUUGUGCCGCCGAUAGCAAUGAGGCGGCACCGUCAACUUCUGCCGGUGCAACCACUCCAGGCGGUACCUUGGUCACACACAAGUUCACCUUUGGUACACACAUGCCACAGUUCUCCUUUGGUAGCAAGGACAAAUCCAAGUCUGAUGCAGGGUUCGCCUUCGGUAAACCAGAUGCACCAGACGCUGGUGAAACCAAAGAAGGGUACCUAUUCUCAAGUGCCCUCAAGGUGUUCAAAGUCUGUGCAAACCACUUCAUCACCUCCCACAUAGAGCUUUGUCCAAACUCUGGUUCUGACCGGUCAUGGGUGUGGUCAGCAAUGGACGCUUCAGAAGGAACGGUCCAGAACGAACAACUAGCCGUCCGCUUCAAGACGGCAGACAUGGCCAAAGAGUUCAAGGAGGCUGUCGACAAGGCCAAAGAAGAUUUAGAGAAGGGUGGAGGAAAGGAAAAGAAGACUGAUGGCGCAGACUCUAAAAGUGGCGGGCCGGUAGUCAGAUCAUGUAAUCCUAACCUGUCAUCUGCUCUAGCUGAAGCCAUCAAGGCAUCAUCAGAACCAAAUGCUGCAACCUCAACCAUUCAAUCAAAUCAACUGGAACUGAAGAAGGAAAAUGAGGAAGAAGAAGAAGAAGAGGAGGAAGAGGAAGAAGAAGAUGAGGAGGAAUAUGAUGAUGAAGAGGGCGAUUAUGAAGAUGAAAGUGAGGAGGAGGAGGAAGACGAGGAUGAGGUUUACGAGUACGGUGAGGAUGAUAAUGACAACGAUGAAAGCAAAUCGGAAACCCAGUGAGCUUCUUUGUAGGCUUGGUACGAGAAAAACUCAACAGCAGCGAUAACUCUGAUGGACCCCGGACAUCAUCACCCUCAUCGACCUCGACAUCGUCCACCAAUAAUGCCAGAGAAGAUAGAAUUAGAGGCAUUUAGUGAAAGAUGCGUAGUCAACAAACAAUAUGCAUCCUUAGAUGUUUAUGUUUCCUAUACCCUAUUUUGUAUUUCAUUCCUGAGGUUUUUCAUUAUGAAUCUACCCCCAGUGGAAAGUUUCAUGGAAUGAUUAAUCUCUUUUGUAUAGCAUGUGUUGUUGAAUCGACAUGAAAAUUUAGUAUUUAGAGGAAAUUCUAGCAAUUAUGGCUGACGUGGAGCUCACUGGUGUAAUGUUCCAAGUUAUGAUUGAAAGUGAAUGGGAGAUACAGGUACUUUGUUUGAAUUCUCAUACCGUUGAAACGGUUAUUAAAGGAUGCUAUAGAGAUUGUAAAGUAACAAUGUAAAAGUCUAGUCGCGCCCUUCAGAUACCGGUAAAGAUCAUUAAGCCUUCUUCUCACAUAACAUGGUAAACUGUUUGAAUAUAAAAAGUGCUGUACGAAACUUGAAACAUGUGCAAACAAGUGGCAAGUAGCAGAGAACAAAAAAUCUUGCUGCACGCGCUUUAGCAAUUCAGGGAAUUUAUGGGAUAAAGAAAUGUGAAGAGCACUACUCUUGUGCCAUUAAAUUUUGUUAUGUCAUUUCUUGUUGAGGAGUGGGUUGGCAGUUUACAAUGUUGUGUAGAAUCAUGGCCGAAGAAAUGUAACGAACACUAUACACAUAUACAUGUACCUUCCUAUAAGAAAGGAUCACUGGCAACCGAUGUAUGGUGUGGCCUGCAACACAAAUAACUACUUUUACUACAUAGGACAAUGCUUAUAGGUACAGUGGAUUGACAAUUAUAUACUAAAUUAGUGGAAAGUUGGUUAUGCAGUUGAAGAGAGUUGAGUUCUUUCCUGCAUAUCAUCAGUUUGGAGCCAAAGGGGCGGUAACUCCUGCACUUUGACACGGAGUUCAAGCCCUUCUGGCUCUGAACAGAGGAUGCCAUUACUGAAGAUAAUUUGAAUUUUGUUCACAAGGUUGUCUCAAAAUGCAGAGUCUAUUGGAUUUUAGGCACGUUAGAGGCCUUUGAUUUCUUUGUCACUUUACUUCCUCUUCAGGAGCAUAGAAAAGAAAGAAAAUUAUUAUUUUAUGCUUUGAAUUUUAACCAUUAUUAUCCCUUUUCGUCUUGUAUACAAAUCAUGUGGAUUGCAUACUGACAGUGUAUGUCUUAAUUCCUAUCAUCAAAGUGGAAAUCCUAUUACUGAGAAGUUGUAGUACAAAUAUGCCUCAGCUAUUUAUCCGGUAGUCCCAUACAUUUAUAAUUAUGCUGCAUUGAAAGUAAAUGGCUUCAGAUAAUGGUGUUUCCUACUAAGAUCGAUAAGAGGUUUAAGGACUUACAAAAGAGGCCAGUGUUUAAUAUAAACUAGAUGAUCUUUGCUAUGAACAAUCGUUCUCCCAUGAAAACAUGAAA